This is a messenger RNA of Sphaeroforma arctica JP610, 1893 nucleotides long. RefSeq lists its product as hypothetical. The coding region runs from base 37 to 1824 and encodes 595 amino acids. Gene Ontology annotation, molecular function: ribosome binding; tRNA binding; translation initiation factor activity. The transcript has 9 exons. The record is from RefSeq and is a predicted model, not a curated record. NCBI's taxonomy places the organism in Eukaryota, Ichthyosporea, Ichthyophonida. Gene Ontology annotation, cellular component: cytosolic small ribosomal subunit. Gene Ontology annotation, biological process: translational initiation.
CGUUCGUUGGGUGAACAUAGUCAUUCUAAAUACAAUAUGACAGAAUCAGAGGUAGUGGUAAACGUGCCGCAUUUUGCUUGUCGCUCUAUCGAUGGCUUGGAAGUUCUACGUCGAGCAGGCGCUGACAAUGACACCUGUCUUCCGGCAACGUGUAAGAUAAGAUGUAUGAAAUGGAGCCCUAAUGGUGCUUACAUAGCAUACUCUGCGUCUGGAAAGGUGUUCAUUGUAUCGUCCAAGGAUUGGAGUGUGGUGAUGGAGGUUGGACAUCCAAAUGUCAAUAAAAUCUUCUUCUCUCCUACUUCCACUGUACUGUUCACAUACGCAAGAUACGAGACCGACAAGAAUCAUGUAGGCAAAGACAAUCUGAAGGUUUGGAGAAUUUCCAAAAAGGAAGACGACGCGACAAAACCAAUGUUUAGCGCUGUACAACGCGGGGAUGAGUGGACACCGACUGUCAGUCCAGAUGGUCUACUAUUCGGGAAGACAGUUACAAACACGAUUCAAUUUUUCGACUUGAACAACAUGGAGAACGGCAUUCUGCGCAAGUUGCAUCUCGAGGGUGUCAACAAAUUUUCAAUCUCAGGUGGCAAGGACACCAAUAUUGCAGCGUUUGUACCAACGAAAAAGGGUAUACCUGCCAAAGUGGUGAUAUACAAAUAUCCUAAUCUGGAGAAAGUUGUGACCUCUAAGAGUUUUUUCAAAGCCGAUACGGUAGAUUUGAAUUGGAACUCGACCGGAACUGCACUACUUAUUCACACACAUGUGCACGUGGAUCAAAGUAACAAGUCGUACUAUGGGGAGAACCAGCUUUACUUUCUGUCGGCGGAUGGCUCCACAUCAAGUAAUGUUGAGCUCGGCAAGGAAGGUCCUAUCUAUAGCACAGAAUGGAACCCGGAUGGAAAGGACUUCACUUGUGUGUUUGGAUAUAUGCCUGCUAAAGCUAUGUUAUUCGAUGACAAGUGCAAGGCCAUUAUGGAUUUUGGCACUGGUAAAAGAAAUUUGGUCUCAUACAGUCCAAGCGGCCAGGUUAUUCUUCUGGCCGGAUUCGGCAAUCUGCGUGGGGAGAUGGAAUUCUGGGACAGGAAAAAGCUGCGCAUGGUUAGCAAAUUUCAAGCACAAGACACCACUACCUUCGAGUGGGCCCCUGAUGGGGAACAUUUCAUCACCGCCACCCUAUCACCACGCCUGCGCCAGGAUAACGGUUUCAAGGCGUGGCACUACGAUGGAACACUCGUUAAUUCUAAAGACUAUCAAGAAUUGUAUGAGGUGAAGUUCAUGCCCCAGCCAGAGGGAAGUUACGAGGCUAAAAAGUGCAUCGGUGUGCAAGCAAAUACCAAAGCUAAAGUACAGGCCGAAGUGAAACCCGCUGCCUACCGCCCACCAGGAGCUCGUAAUACUGUCAACACAGUCGAUCUGCACGCGGACGUUCACGAGAAGGCACAACGCUUGGACAUAGCACCUAAGAAGCCAGGCGUCGUAGGUGCAGCCGAGCUGUCGAAGGCCGCGUUGAAGAACAAAAAGAAGCGGGAGGCGAAGGCAAAGAAGGCCGCGGAGGGCGGGCCAGAGGUUCCAGCUGAGCAACAAGAGAAAGUAGUCGAAGCUAAGUCUGGGGCUGUACCCGAACCCGAAGCAAAGCAGGAGGAGACCCUUGCUGACAUGUCUAAAAGGUUACGGAAUCUUAAAAAGAAGCUGCGCGCCAUCGAGACCUUGAAGAGCUCGACCGCCUCUGAUGAGCUGGACACUGCACAGUUGGAGAAAUUGGCCACGGAGGGUUCGGUUACCGAUGAAAUAAAAGAGAUCGAGUACAAAUUAGCAGCCAUGUAAAUUUAAACGGGCCUAAAUCCUGCCGAGUAGAUGUACAUAAUGAAUAAAUUAUUAGUAUAUAAUGGGUAA